Phragmites australis (common reed) is the source of this 817-nucleotide messenger RNA. RefSeq lists its product as uncharacterized. NCBI's taxonomy places the organism in Eukaryota, Viridiplantae, Streptophyta, Magnoliopsida, Poales, Poaceae. The record is from RefSeq and is a predicted model, not a curated record. Bases 110 to 580 code for a protein of 156 amino acids. The transcript has 6 exons.
CAAUUAAAUCCGAGAAACGGGUACUUUUGUUGCAAUUAAAGGUUGCAAUAUUUAACAAAAUUAGUACCAAGAUAGGACGAGGGGGAGUCAUCUGACUAUCCAUCGGAGGAUGGGUGGUGCACCGUCUGCACGGCGGCGGAAGCCAGCUCCUGAUGCAACACCCGCCGGAGCUCCAGAAGAGCAAGCUAAAAAGGAAGGAGACGUAAGUGGAGACCCUACACCAGGUGGAGAGGACAAGCUUGAGGGUGAUGUGCAACAGCAAGUGGGCCAGAAUCCAGAAGCUGAGACGCAAACCGAUGCGGCCGUGGACGCAGAGAAUGUUGCCGAACAGGACGAAGAAGAGAUAACGUUCACAGCGGCCGUCUUUCCUUCGCCAACGAUGAGGAGGCUCGACGGCGAGGACCCCGUUCUAGACUUCAUCCCCGGCCGCCCCGAGCAUCCCGCAGCCACGGAUGCUGCCUCCGCUGAUCCUGCCGCGGCGCCUGCGGCAAACACGGAAGAAACAAGGCGUCUGGAUACGAGCGCCACAAAAACGCAUUACUGGUGCUGUCUCUCCUCGUCCUCGGCUGCCACUGCCUAGCUGCCGAUUAAUUCCUUGGAGAGAUCCAAGGGCUAAACUCUAUGAUGAAUUCUUGGUGCUUUGUCACGGUGUUGAACAUGUAUAUAUAAUUGUUGGCUAGGGGUUCAGCUCUGCGUGCGUCAUGAUGUGGGUCGACGAACCGUCUCUGUUCUACAAUCUUCAGCAGAGGUUAUAGCUAUAUGUAUAUGUAAGUGUGUGUACGUGUGUAUAUAUAUAGAUAAGUCUUUUCCAAGUGUG